Molecule: messenger RNA, 867 nt
Organism: Malaya genurostris
Lineage: Eukaryota; Metazoa; Arthropoda; Insecta; Diptera; Culicidae
Exons: 3
Coding region: 228-617 (129 amino acids)
Source: RefSeq, a predicted model, not a curated record
AGGUUAGAGUGCGGUAACAACAACUUGAAAACACGCUCUCUCUUCCAUCAACCGAUCUGAUGACUGUUGUUUGUUGCCUUGUAGUCCGCACCGAACCAAGGCGCCAAAGUAGUUUCACCUGUGCUCUCUUCCAAAGAGAUUGUGGCGCGCGUUGUGGUUAUCGGAAUUGAAUUAUUGUUAUUUCUUGUUUUAGGAUUUUGUUUUCAAUACCAAUUGAACGAUCUGCUAUGAAGGUUCCUUACAGAUUUCCACUCGGAAUAGUUCUGUUGCUGGCGGGACUGCUGGCAACGAUUGAUGCCGGGCCGAUGUACUACAAAAAGAUUUCCGGCCAAAAGUACGAACCUGAUUGGGUAGCAGUGUCAUCAACCGUCAUACCGCUGACCGAAUAUCGCGUUAGCGUGGGUGCCACCGUCCCCGAUGGACCGGGUAAGUCGGCCUCGCCACCGGACGAAUAUAGGCAGGCCUACCACAGACACAAGAAACUGACGGCGAUCAGUAAGUUGAAGCUACAGGCGGGAAAACCGGGUGCGGAGGUGGCGGCACGCGUUCAGGAGAAUCCCGAUACGCUCAUCACCGCUAAUAAAAAGUUUUACGAGAAGAAAUCCAGUGGUAAUUGAAAAAAACGUGGGACGUGACGUGCGGAGAGUCUUCUGCUGCGGCAAAGUGUUCUUGAAACGAGCUGUCAAUGACAUUUUUAUACGGCAAACAAAGUGUGUUAAUCCAAAAGCCGCUAAAAUAAAUUAUUUGUUAUGACAAAAAGCAGGAACUCGAUCUGUGACUGGCGAAAUUGCAUUUAGUACUCUUUUCGAACAGAAACUCAAAUUUGUAAGAAAAUUCAAUAUAUUACAUUUCAACAUUUCAACUAAA